Molecule: messenger RNA, 1777 nt
Organism: Bombus impatiens (common eastern bumble bee)
Lineage: Eukaryota; Metazoa; Arthropoda; Insecta; Hymenoptera; Apidae
Product: probable inactive peptidyl-prolyl cis-trans isomerase-like 6
Exons: 10
Coding region: 116-1741 (541 amino acids)
Biological process (GO): protein peptidyl-prolyl isomerization
Molecular function (GO): peptidyl-prolyl cis-trans isomerase activity
Source: RefSeq, a predicted model, not a curated record
AACAGAACUUAAAUUACAAAUUAGAUUUAUUCAUUAUUUAUACACCUUUAUCACUUAGGUUCAAUUACUAUGUUAAAUAACUUACUUAAGGAAAAUUAAAAUUAACUUUGCAAUUAUGCAAAAUAAAGUCAAAAGAGAAUUAUCUGACAAAUUUUAUUUAAACUCUUGUAGAAAUGAUUGCAUUCAAAUUAAAGUAAUAGGUAUUAUAAAUACUAUUGCUUUUCAGAAGGCACGAUUAUAUGCAGAGAAAUUAUAUCAACAUUUGGCAUUUAAGUUUUGCAUGCCACAAAUUAUAGAAAUGUUUCAAAUUGAGUGGCAUGAAUACAUACUUAAAAUGAAAAGACAAAUUGGAGGUGAAAUGUGGUCAUUAACACAAACUGUUGCUAUUUUUAUAAAUAAUAAAUUCCUUGGUAAUGAUAUACAAUUCUUGCACUAUAUAAGUCAAGAUUAUAUUUUUAGCUUACCUGUUGGUGUAGAAUAUUAUGAAGAUCUUGCUGCAGAACAUUGCAAAAAAUUUAUGGAAAAAUCUAAGAGAAAAUAUGUUUAUUUCACAUUUUCUAUAGAUGAUACACCUAUUGGUUCAUUCGUGUUUAUGCUAUAUUCUGAUUUGUUGCCAUUAACUUGUCAAUAUUUUUUAAAUCUUUGCACUGGAUAUGAUGAAGUAAAAGAAUGUUACAAAGAUGCUUAUUAUAUAAAUACAUGUUUGCAUCGUAUAGUUAAAGAUGGAUGGCUCCAAUGUGGAGGUAUAGGAGGAUUUGAACCAUUUCAAUCGGAUAAAAAUAAUGCUGCUGAUGUUACAAUACCUGAUGAAUCUUAUUGUGUUCCUCAUGAUCGUCGAGGAGUUCUUUCAAUGACAAAUGAUGGCAAACAUUGUAAUGGAUCACAAUUUGUUGUAUGUUUAAAACCAAAUCCUUGGAUGAAUCAUUUUUAUGUUGCUUUUGGACAACUUAUAGAUGGUGCUAAAACUUUAAAAAUAUUAGAAGAUAUUUCAACAUAUUAUGAACAUCCACUUAAAAAAAUUGUAAUUUCACAAUGUGGAGAAUAUAGCUUUAAUAAUGAACUUAAGUUGGAGGCAGAAUCAAGGAUCUUCCUUAAACAUCAACCACCAGCAAGUAUAGAAGGAGAAGAUGUAAGAAUCACUGAUACUGCAUUUGAUUUUUACUCUAUUACACCAUGGCUUGAUAAUAUUGUGGAUAGUAUAGACAUUCGCGAUACUGAAUCGCUUUUGUUGGCUAAACGGUAUUUAAAUGGUCUCUAUUGUCUUUCAAGUGACUAUGAACCAGGAAUGGAUAUGCGUUUUUGUGAAAAAAUUCAUCUAAUUGGUAUGGCAGAAUAUAAUACGAUAACUGCUAAACUUCACGAUUUAUUGUUAAAUUUUCAACCAGAUAUAAUGACUGAACAAAAAAAAAUGAGAUUUAUCUCAGAAGUUUCUAAAAUUAUUUUAGCAUACAUUUUUCAUCAUGAGCAUAAUGAAUUUUGUCUACAACAUAUUUCAUUUAAUACUCAUGCAACAAUACAUAAAAUAUUAGAAAUUGCACAUGAAAUAGUAUUAAAAACUAUUAAAAAGGCUGCAAAGAAAUCUAUAAUUUCUCAGGAAUGUGGAACUGCGAAAAUUGCAAAGAUAUUUGAACUAAAACAUGUCAAUAAUAUAUUAGUCUCAGAAGGUUGUAUGUCACUAAUAGAAGAAAUAUUAAAUAAAGCUAUAUUGUGUUUAUUAAAAACUGUUGAAAUGCAAGAAUAAUAAGAAUGUAAUGAAGAAAAUUAUAAUUUUGAUAGA